Talaromyces atroroseus is the source of this 474-nucleotide messenger RNA. RefSeq lists its product as hypothetical. The record is from RefSeq and is a predicted model, not a curated record. Bases 1 to 474 code for a protein of 157 amino acids. The transcript has 2 exons. NCBI's taxonomy places the organism in Eukaryota, Fungi, Ascomycota, Eurotiomycetes, Eurotiales, Trichocomaceae.
AUGGCUGACAUCAAACCGCCCUUCACAGAGGAAUCGGCACGUAAGAAGGUCAAGGCCGCUCAAAACCUGUGGAAUACCCAGGAUCCCGAACGAGUGUCGGUGGCAUAUACCCCGGACACAAUCUGGCGUAACCGGGACAGCUUUCUCCAGGGCACAGAUGCGGUCAAGGCCUUUCUAGCAAAGAAAUGGGAGAAGGAGAAAUCCUACCGCCUUCGCAAGGAGCUCUUUGCGUUCACUGACAACCGCAUUGCAGUGCAGUUCUGGUAUGAAUACCAGGACUCUAGUGAUGGAAUGAAAUGGAAGAGGUGCUAUGGUUUGGAAGAUUGGACGUUUGACUACGAAACGGGAAAGAUGCGUAAGCGCCAGAUGUCAGGGAAUGAUCUUGUCCUGGGGCCCAAUGGAAACGGAGAGGGCAGAUGGUUUGUGGACGGGGUGGAUGUCGAGGACGCCGAGAUUACUGAGAGCCAUUGGUAA